This is a messenger RNA of Penicillium cataractarum, 1161 nucleotides long. RefSeq names its product putative protein phosphatase PP1 regulatory subunit Sds22. Lineage: Eukaryota; Fungi; Ascomycota; Eurotiomycetes; Eurotiales; Aspergillaceae. The transcript has 7 exons. Gene Ontology annotation, molecular function: protein binding. The record is from RefSeq and is a predicted model, not a curated record. The coding region runs from base 1 to 1161 and encodes 386 amino acids.
AUGAAGAACUCAGAAGGAUGGGACGGCAAGCUACGAGUCGAGCCUAAGGCCGUCAUCACAAAUCCAGAGGCUCUAGAGGACUCGGACUAUUCGGACCCGGAGGCACCGCCUGUGGAGGAGAUCGACGCGGACGAAGAUCUACUGGCGGAUGAGGAUGUGAACGUCGAGGAUAUUGACCUGGUUCAUUGUCGCGUAUCGUCGCUCACUGCGCUACGGUUGGAACGGUAUCAUCCACUCUCCACCCUACGCCGUGUCUGUUUCGAGGAAGAAGAUGCAAGGAUCCAUGUCUUGCUAGAGCGCGUCGGGUCUUUCGUCAUCGACAAGCCUCGAAUUUGCAGGAAUAGCAAGCUAACAAGUCGGUUCCUACAGAGACUAUGUCUGCGCCAGAACCAAAUAACACGCAUCAAUUUCCCAACAGAACUCGCCGAGACGUUGACGGAACUCGAUCUCUACGAUAACCUUAUUUCGCACGUCAAGGGCCUCGAUGAGUUCCACAACUUGACCAGCCUCGAUCUUAGCUUCAAUAAGAUCAAGCAUAUCAAGAAUGUGGAACACCUGAAGAAAUUGACGGACAUUUACUUUGUCCAGAACAAGAUCUCGAGGAUCGAAGGGUUAGAGGGACUGGAAAAGUUGCGGAAUCUAGAACUGGGAGCGAAUCGCAUCCGGGAAAUCGAGAAUCUCGACACACUUGCCGCUCUCGAGGAGCUCUGGCUCGGAAAGAACAAGAUCACGGAGAUGAAGAACCUGGACGCCCUCUCCAACCUCCGCAUUAUCUCAAUCCAAUCCAACCGUCUCACCAACAUCACCGGACUCUCCAAUCUCCCGAACCUGGAAGAACUAUACCUCUCCCACAAUGCCAUCACCGACCUCUCUGGCCUCGAAUCUACCACCACCCUCCGCGUCCUCGACUUCUCGAACAACCAAGUCUCCCAUCUCGAGCACCUCGGCACACUGAAGAAUUUGGAAGAGCUGUGGGCGUCUAAUAACCAGCUCACCAGCUUUGACGAGGUCGAGCGAGAGCUGAAGGAUAAGGAGAAGUUGGAGACUGUUUAUUUCGAGGGCAAUCCACUGCAGAUGAAUGGUCCGGCCGUGUAUCGGAAUAAGGUUCGGUUGGCGUUGCCGCAGAUUAAGCAAAUUGAUGCGACCUAUGUACGAGUUUGA